AUGGCUCUGGCGGCAGCGCCGGCGGCGGCGGCGGCAACAUCGACCUACGCCGCCAAUCUUGGCCGCGUUUCCGAUUUCGCGAGCCCUCGGUGGCCGUUGUUGAAUUUCAGGGUUCGAAGGCAGUUUCUGUGUCUCCCUCGCCGGGCAAUGGCGUCUGUGGAAUAUGGAAUUCAUUCAUCUCAGAUUACCAUAGCCCCCAGAUUAAACCGGGAUUUAAUCUCUCUCCCAAAGCCCUUGUCCGCAAUCGAUUUUUCCUCCUUUACUAGCAAUGGUAAGAAAGUUCGUGUUGCAUACCAGGGUGUUUCCGGAGCAUAUAGCGAGGAGGCUGCUUUGAAAGCAUACCCAAAGUGCGAAACUGUCCCGUGCGAUCUGUUUGAGGCUGCUUUCCAGGCUGUUGAGCUAUGGUUGGCAGAUAAAGCCGUGCUCCCAAUCGAGAAUUCGGUUGGUGGGAGCAUACACCGUAACUAUGACUUGCUCCUUCGCCAUAGGCUUCACAUUGUUGGGGAAGUUCAGUUGGUUGUAAAUCAUUGCCUUUUAGGAUUGCCUGGGGUUAGAAAGGAUGAGUUAAAGCGCGUGUUGAGCCACCCACAGGCACUUGAUCAGUGUGAGAGGACACUGAAUGAGUUGGGAGUGACAAUAGUGACUGCUGAUGAUACAGCUCGUGCUGCUCAGAUUGUAGCCUCUGAAGGUGUGAGGGAAACUGGGGCAGUUGCGAGUUCUCGAGCUGCCGAAAUCUAUGGGCUUGAUGUUCUUGCUGACAGAAUACAGGAUGAUACCGACAACAUAACACGAUUUCUGAUACUUGCAAGAGAACCCAUUAUACCAGCAACCGAUAAACCUUACAAGACAAGCAUCGUCUUCAGCCUGGAAGAGGGACCCGGGAUUCUCUUCAAGGCUUUAGCAGUGUUUGCCCUGAGAAAUAUUAGUUUGUCUAAGAUCGAGAGCCGACCACAGAAAUUGCGGCCGUUGAGAGUUGUUGAUGACUCUAAUCGGGCGAGUCCAACGUAUUUUGAUUAUCUUUUUUACAUCGAUUUUGAAGCUUCUAUGGCCGAGCCUCGUGCCCAAUUCGCACUCGGACAUCUUCAGGAGUUUGCUCGGUUCAUUCGAGUCCUCGGUUGCUAUCCGAUUGAUACAGUCUUGUGA
Molecule: messenger RNA, 1143 nt
Organism: Striga hermonthica
Lineage: Eukaryota; Viridiplantae; Streptophyta; Magnoliopsida; Lamiales; Orobanchaceae
Source: the annotation of a GenBank genome assembly